ACAAUUAAACAAAAAAAAAAAAAAAAAGAGGUUCUGAGGUAGUACAGAGAAGCAAGAAACCAUCAAAAGCAGUCUUGUUUCCAAAGAAAGCAGAGAUCUGGUGCGAGAGGAGUAUGUCAGGAAUGGAAAGGCUUCAGAGGAUGUUCGCCGGUGCCGGAGGAGCUUUGGGCCACCCUCCGCCCGAUUCCCCAACUCUGGAUUCUUCCGAGCAGGUCUAUAUAUCCUCCCUCGCCCUCCUCAAAAUGCUCAAGCACGGAAGAGCUGGGGUUCCCAUGGAGGUUAUGGGUUUGAUGCUGGGAGAGUUUGUGGAUGAGUACACUGUUCGUGUUGUCGACGUCUUUGCAAUGCCGCAGAGUGGUACUGGUGUUAGUGUAGAAGCCGUUGAUCAUGUUUUCCAAACCAACAUGCUUGAUAUGCUUAAACAAACUGGACGACCGGAGAUGGUUGUAGGUUGGUACCAUUCUCAUCCUGGAUUUGGCUGUUGGCUCUCUGGUGUGGACAUUAAUACACAGCAGAGUUUUGAAGCUCUAAAUCAGCGAGCUGUUGCUGUGGUGGUGGAUCCAAUUCAGAGUGUUAAAGGAAAGGUGGUGAUUGAUGCCUUUCGCCUUAUCAACCCACAGACCAUGAUGCUUGGCCAAGAACCCCGACAGACUACAUCCAACCUCGGCCAUCUUAAUAAACCAUCCAUUCAAGCACUGAUCCAUGGUUUGAACCGGCAUUAUUACUCAAUAGCUAUUAAUUACAGAAAGAAUGAACUUGAGGAGAAGAUGUUACUUAACCUUCAUAAGAAGAAAUGGACUGAUGGGCUCACACUUAGGCGAUUUGACACCCAUUCUAAAACAAAUGAGCAGACAGUUCAGGAGAUGCUUAACUUAGCUAUCAAGUACAACAAGGCAGUACAGGAGGAAGAUGAGUUACCACCAGAGAAGCUUGCAAUCGCAAAUGUUGGAAGGCAAGAUGCGAAAAAGCACUUAGAAGAACAUGUUUCCAACUUGAUGUCUUCGAACAUUAUUCAAACAUUGGGAACCAUGCUGGAUACGGUUGUAUUCUAGAUUUUUUUUUUUUUGGGAAAUUCAAGAUGAUGUCUUUACGUUAAGAUGAGACAAUAUGGACACUGUUCUUCGCUGUUGUUUUAUGAGACUAAAAAUGGAUUAUGAAAGGUUAAUUGCGUCGGUA
This is a messenger RNA of Ziziphus jujuba (common jujube), 1176 nucleotides long. Its product is annotated as 26S proteasome non-ATPase regulatory subunit 14 homolog. The coding region runs from base 114 to 1052 and encodes 312 amino acids. The record is from RefSeq and is a predicted model, not a curated record. Gene Ontology annotation, cellular component: proteasome regulatory particle, lid subcomplex. Lineage: Eukaryota; Viridiplantae; Streptophyta; Magnoliopsida; Rosales; Rhamnaceae. The transcript has 6 exons. Gene Ontology annotation, biological process: proteasome-mediated ubiquitin-dependent protein catabolic process; protein deubiquitination. Gene Ontology annotation, molecular function: metallopeptidase activity; proteasome binding; protein binding.